AAAGGCCCAGAGACACUGUUAGCAGGACAGAAGCUGAACGACAAUGAGUGGCACUCAGUGAAGGUGGUGCGUCGUGGGAAGAACCUGCAGCUCUCUGUGGACAACGUGACUGUGGAAGGUAAGAUGGUAGAGCAGAGUCAAACCAUGAGAUGAAGGGAAACUGUGAUCAUCAUGGUACACUACAUCUCUGCCCAUCAACAUGAAUUUAUUCCACCCCAGGCCAUAUGACCGGUGCCCAUACUCGCCUGGAGUUCCACAACAUUGAGACGGGCAUCAUGACCGAGCGCCGUUUUAUCUCCGUGGUGCCAUCUAACUUCAUAGGGCACCUGCAGGCCCUCUCAUUCAAUGGCGUGCCCUACCUGGACCAGUGUAAGAACGGAGACAUCUCCUACUGCGAGCUCAACGCCCGCUUCGGCAUGCGCCACAUCGUGGCUGACCCUGUGACCUUCCACAGUCGGGCUAGCUGCCUGGCCUUCUCCACCCUGCAGGCCUAUGCCUCCAUGCACCUCUUCUUUCAGUUCAAGACCACCAGCCUCGAUGGCCUGCUGCUCUUCAGCUCUGGAGACGGCAGUGACUUCAUCGUUGUGGAGCUGGUCAAAGGGUGAGUGGUGUGGUGGGGGUUAGGAAGGGGUGAAGCUCCACCUAGCUAUUCAAUUGACUUGGGUAAUUGGUUGGAGGUUGUUUUUAGACCAGAAGAAGCCAUUAUUUGUAAAUGUUGUAUAAUUUGUCUACAUGCAGACCUCCCUUGCAAAAUGAGGCCUUGGUCUCAAUAUAAUUUCCCUGUUAAAAAAGAAAGAAAAAAAUGUGUUCAACCUAUUUUGCAACCUAUUUUUCCAGAUACUGUAACCAUGCAGAGGGUGUGGGAUGAAUGAAUAAUAACACAGCUCACUGUUCCUCGUUUUUCUAGCUCAACAAGUUAUUUCGUGUUACACGGAAUCAUUUUAUUCUGUCAGCUGGAGCCAUAUAAAGGGAAUGUUUCAGAAUGUUUUGUUCACUGAAAAUGAUUUUGUAAAAAGAGAAGGAUAGAAUGAGUAAGAGUGAGAGAGAAAACAAUAAUGGCCACAGAUGUUUAACCGCAGUCCAGGUUUGCCCAGAAAUACUGUCGCUCAGUAAGCAAUUAGUCAGCAGGAGUUGUCCAUAACUGUGGAGCCUGCAGCAGCAACACACAUCACUCUGGAUCCAUGGGCUAGAGAGAGAACUCAGUCAUAGCACUCUCAGUACGGCUAGUACUUCACUUUCUAUGAAGGCACCUACACAUUCUCUGAUGAAGUUUGUAUGAAUAUUAUCGAUUUACAGUAUUUCAAGAAAACAGGAUGUUGCAAGAUCGUCCCUAUCCAUUUAAUUUCCAUUAAAUACAUACAUAGAUAUAUAUUUGUCAUUCUGUAAAUAGCCUACUUCAUGGUGUAAUGCUGUGUUGUAGGUACAUUCAUUACGUGUUUGACCUGGGGAACGGGCCGUCACUCAUGAAGGGCAACUCUGAGAAGCCUCUCAACGACAACCAGUGGCACGAUGUGGUGGUCUCCCGGGACGACAAUAACGUGCACAUCCUCAAAAUCGACUCCCACACCGUCACCCAGCACUCCAACGGAGCCCGCAACCUGGAUCUCAAA
Messenger RNA from Coregonus sp. 'balchen', 1610 nucleotides. The record is from the annotation of a GenBank genome assembly. NCBI's taxonomy places the organism in Eukaryota, Metazoa, Chordata, Actinopteri, Salmoniformes, Salmonidae.